AUGACACCUGCCAAGCAUUUUAGUUAUUUAGCUGAUCAUGAAAUCGCUAAAAUGAAACAGGAAGAAGACAAUGAUGACAGGGAGAUAACUCUAGAGGGUUUUAAUAAUGCAGAUAACAGGAUACUUCAGGCAGAGAAACGUGCUGCAUGGCGACAGGCCAGGAUGAAGUCUCUGGAAGCAGAUGCAGUAAAAGCCCAAGUUGUCAUCUCACGUGCUCAAGAACUCAAAACUGAUCCUUCCAAAAAUAAAGCUAAUAUUUCAUCAGAUUUAGAUAUUGCCUUCGCUGAUGAUGAUGAUGGUCACACUCAAAAUGGUCAGCCUCAUACUCAGUUUUUUUCGCCAUCACUCCGGAAACAUUUAAUAGUGGAACGUAGGGACGGUGAAACGACAGUGGAAGAAAGGACUAAUUUGAUUGGUGAAAAUUCUCGCACGAUUACCGAGGAGAUCAUUGAUGAGAAAACUGGCAAACCUACAUUCAGGACGGUACAGGUUAUAGAGAAAACGUUGGAACGGGAGUUGAUAAUGAAGAGGAUCAUUAAGUCAUCCCCAUGA
Molecule: messenger RNA, 552 nt
Organism: Lottia gigantea (owl limpet)
Lineage: Eukaryota; Metazoa; Mollusca; Gastropoda; Lottiidae
Exons: 7
Coding region: 1-552 (183 amino acids)
Source: RefSeq, a predicted model, not a curated record